Messenger RNA from Staurois parvus, 350 nucleotides. The record is from the annotation of a GenBank genome assembly. NCBI's taxonomy places the organism in Eukaryota, Metazoa, Chordata, Amphibia, Anura, Ranidae.
CUAUGUGUGACAGUAUGUUAAAAAAAAACCAUAAAUAAUAAUAUUUUAAAAAAUUAAAAUUUUUAAUAUUUUGACCAAGAUUUAUGAAGAAAGAUUAUUUAUUUGCAAAAUGUUAUAAGAAAAACACUUUUUUUUUUCAAAAUGUUUGGACUUUUCAUUUAUAUAGCAAAAAAAUAAAAAUCCCAGUGGUGAAUAAAUACCACCAACAUAUAGUUUUAUCUGUCUCAAAAAAAUGCUAAAAUAAUUCAUGUGGGUACAGUGUUGCAUGACCGCACAAUUGUCAUUCAAAGUGUGAUAGCGCUGAAAGCUGAAAAUUGCCCUGGACAGGAAGGGAGUGAAAGUGUCUGGAC